Trichophyton verrucosum HKI 0517 is the source of this 510-nucleotide messenger RNA. RefSeq lists its product as uncharacterized. Gene Ontology annotation, molecular function: cytochrome-b5 reductase activity, acting on NAD(P)H. Gene Ontology annotation, biological process: ergosterol biosynthetic process. The coding region runs from base 1 to 510 and encodes 169 amino acids. The transcript has a single exon. The record is from RefSeq and is a predicted model, not a curated record. NCBI's taxonomy places the organism in Eukaryota, Fungi, Ascomycota, Eurotiomycetes, Onygenales, Arthrodermataceae.
AUGAGCACACACCUGCACAGCCUCUCCCCAGGUGACACACUACUCAUUGCCGCCGUAAUCCCUAGCUACAGCUGGACGCCAAAUAAGCAUGAAGACAUCAUUCUCAUUGCUGGCGGUGGUGGCAUCACCCCAUUGUACCAGCUUGCCCAGGGUAUCCUCAACAACCCAGACGAUACUAGGACCAAGAUCAAUCUGAUCUACGGCGUUAACAACGAAUCCGAGAUCCUCUUCCAGGACCAGUUCGACCAAUGGCGGCACCAGUUCCCGGAUCGGUUUAAAGCCACCUUUGUCGUUGGCAGCCCAGAGCCCGGAUCUCCUCAUGAAAAAGGCCGGAUCAAUGCCGACCUGCUGUCAAAGCAUAUGGUGCUACCCAAGACAGGAGAAAAAUCCGUGGCGACGAAAGUCUUCGUGUGCGGACCCCCCGCCAUGGAAGCUGCUCUAGUGGGUAAGAGGCACGAUGGUAUCCUCAAACAGAUUGGAUUUACCAAGGAUCAGGUCUUCCAGUUCUGA